AUGGCGUCUGCAUCUUUUAGCUACACAUCAAGAGAUAUCACCACAUCGAGUACAUGCCAAAAUUUCCUCAUUCCCAUCAACGUCACGAGCAUCAGAUUUCUUCUCGAUAUUGAGAUUAAUGAUGAUUGGGACGCUGUGGAUUACAUCUUCAACGCUACUCGUCGCGACACACUGACGGCUUUCCAACCUAUAGUUGGGAACGUCACAGCUGCUUCUCAGUACAACAUCGGCGCCACAUUCUGUGCUCCAAAGACGAAAGGAACGAAAUCUGAGACUGUGUUAUUACUUACACAUGGGUCGAUGCAAGGUCGAGAGUAUUGGAAUCCUGCAUUCAGCGGCUCCGACCCUUACAACUUCGUUAAACACGCUCUUAAUGCGGGGUAUUCUGUGUUUCUUUACGACCGCAUCGGAAACGGACAAUCAUCUAGACCGGAUCCGGUGACAGAAGUCCAAUACCCCGUUCAAGUGGAGAUGUUGACAACUCUCGCCAAACUGGUAAAGACUAGACAGUCGCUCUACACGCUCGGAGUCAAGGUCAACAAAAUUGUCCACGUUGCGCAUUCUUUCGGCUCUUUCAUCGCUCUCUCCUCUACCGCCAGCAGUCCAACGGGACUCGUGGAUGGUGUGGUCUUAACUGGAUUCUCGGGAUACUUUCAAUGGCUAAGCCUCUUCACAUCUGGCGGCCAAGCACGCGUGGCCGCGCUUUCGCAACCAUCGAAUUGGGGUUCUUUGCCUCACGGUUAUUUGACACCAGUUGAUAUUUACGCACUUAGUUAUGGGGGGUUCAAAUCGCCAUACUUCGAUCACGGUAUUGCACAAUCUUUGUUUGAUCAGCAGUAUCCGUUUGCGAUUGGAGAGUUGUUGAGUGCUGGUGCUACUGUGCUGAACUUAUCUGCGAUUGAGGUUCCUGUUCAGGUUGUCGAGGGAGCAUACGAUCUGACGGCAUGCGGCGGUAAUUGUAUUGGUGUUGUUAACGAGACGGCUUCCUUCUUCCCAAAUUCCAAGAACGUGGAGGUAAAUGGCUCUUUCAAUGCUGGGCACUUUUUAAAUUACCACUACGAUCCACCUCAGGCGUUUGAUUUGAUAACGAGUUUCGUUGAUAAAAGCGGUCUUUAA
Molecule: messenger RNA, 1116 nt
Organism: Mollisia scopiformis
Lineage: Eukaryota; Fungi; Ascomycota; Leotiomycetes; Helotiales; Mollisiaceae
Product: alpha/beta-hydrolase
Exons: 4
Coding region: 1-1116 (371 amino acids)
Source: RefSeq, a predicted model, not a curated record